AGAGAGAGAGGGACAGAGAGAAAUACUACAUUGCCAGUCAUUCGCGUUGAUUGAAAAGAUUAAUUGUACGAUUUUUUAAAUUUGUUUUAUAAAAUAUUAUAUAACAAAAAAAUAUGGGAUUCGUACGAGUAAUUAAUGAUGAUGGCCAUUUUCAUGGUGAACUAAUAAAUGCAGGCACAAAGCUUGUUAUUGUAGAUUUUACUGCUACAUGGUGUGGCCCGUGUCAAAGGAUUGCUCCAGUAUUUGAACAAUUAUCUACAAAAUAUCCCAAUGCUAUUUUUUUAAAAGUUGAUGUUGAUAAAUGUGCAGAUACUGCAACUGGGCAAGGUGUUAGUAGUAUGCCCACUUUUAUUUUGUAUCGUAAUAGAACAAAACUUGAUUCUUGUCAAGGUGCUGAUCCUACCAGUUUGGAAUCAAAAAUUCAACACUUUUAUGGAUCUGGUGAUAGUGAUGAUAUUGAGGGAUCAGUUGGUGGACACAUUGAUUUAAAUUCUUUUAUAAUGCAAGCACAAUGUGAAUGUUUAAAUGAAUCAGAUGAUCAUAGUUUUGCUCAUUGUUUAUCAUCACAUGGUGGAUAUUUAGAAAGUGACUGCGAUGAACAAUUAAUAAUAUCUAUAAGUUUCACACAAGCUGUAAAAGUUCAUUCUCUAAAAAUUAAAGCACCAGUAAAUAAAGGUCCAAAGAACUUGAAACUUUUUAUUAAUCAACCCAGAACAAUAGAUUUUGAUAUGGCAGAUUCAAAUACAAGUGUACAGGAUCUUACAUUAACAACAAAGGAUAUAGAAGAAGGGAAUCCUGUACAACUGCGAUAUGUAAAAUUUCAAAAUGUACAAAAUAUGCAAAUAUUUGUCAAAGAUAACCAAAAUGGAAGUGAAACCACUCAAAUUGAUCAUUUAUGUAUUAUUGGCUCACCAAUUUCAACAACUAAUAUGGGAGACUUCAAAAGAGUAGCAGGCAAGAAAGGAGAAAAUCAUUGAAAUUUUUAUUGAUAAUUACAUAUUUGUUAAAUUUGUUGGUAUCAAUUUCAUUUUUUAUAACUUUUAUAUAGACGUCAUUUAGAUGAAAAAUAAAUUCUGUGAUA
Ceratosolen solmsi marchali is the source of this 1081-nucleotide messenger RNA. It is a transcript of the gene Txl, whose product is annotated as Thioredoxin-like. The transcript has 4 exons. Bases 114 to 977 code for a protein of 287 amino acids. Lineage: Eukaryota; Metazoa; Arthropoda; Insecta; Hymenoptera; Agaonidae. The record is from RefSeq and is a predicted model, not a curated record.